Seriola aureovittata is the source of this 4176-nucleotide messenger RNA. It is a transcript of the gene scyl1, whose product is annotated as SCY1-like, kinase-like 1. Bases 86 to 2689 code for a protein of 867 amino acids. Gene Ontology annotation, molecular function: ATP binding; protein kinase activity. The record is from RefSeq and is a predicted model, not a curated record. Lineage: Eukaryota; Metazoa; Chordata; Actinopteri; Carangiformes; Carangidae. Gene Ontology annotation, biological process: protein phosphorylation. The transcript is spliced from 18 exons.
GCCAUUUGCUAGCUAGCCUCUUACAGUAGUCUGUGUUGUUCGUCGGUCUCUGUGUGUGUUUGAUGAGGUGUGGAGGAAAGAGGAGAUGUGGUCCUUUUUUGCCAGGGAUCCUGUCAAAGACUUUGCUUAUGAAAUUCUUCCAGACACCCAAGAAAAGUCUGGAAUAUGGACUUUACAUCGGGGGAAGCGAAAGACCAGUGGAGAGCCGGUCUCUGUGUUUGUGUACGAGGUAGCACAGGGUACAGAGCUGCAAACCCAGCUGGCCAAGGCUGCCUUCAAGCGUAUGAAGACCCUGCGUCACCCCAACAUCCUGGCCUAUGUGGAUGGAUUAGAGACAGAGAAGAGCCUGUACCUGGUUACUGAGCAGGUGACACCUCUGGCAGUCCACCUGAAGGCCCAGGCAGAGAAGGGCGGUGUUGGGGAACUGGAGAUCUCCUGGGGACUGCACCAGAUAGUGAAAGCUCUGAGUUUCCUGGUCAACGACUGCCACCUGCUUCAUAACAACUUGGGCGUGUGGGCUGUUUUUGUGGAUCGAGCUGGAGAGUGGAAGCUAGGGGCCCUUGACCAUGUGGUCCCUGAGCAGGGCGACCCAAGUGGGGUCACACUCCCUGCCCCGAAGGCUGUUUACCCAGACAUGGAGAAAUAUGACCCACCAGAGAUGUCCAACAGCAGUGGAGAGAAAUGGGCAGGGGAGGUGUGGCGGCUAGGCUGCCUGAUCUGGGAAGUGUUCAAUGGGCCACUACCUCGCACGUCCUCCCUCCGUUCACUAGGAAAGAUCCCCAAGGCUCUGGUCCCUCAUUACUGUGAGCUGGUGGGGGCCAACCCCCGGGCUCGGCCCAACCCAGCACGCUUUCUCCAGAACUGUAGAGCCACUGGGGGAUUCCUCAGCAACAGCUUUGUGGAGAGCAACCUUUUCCUGGAGGAGAUACAGAUCAAGGAUCCAGCCGAGAAGCAGCAGUUCUUCCAGGAUCUGAGUGAAAAUUUGGACUCCUUCCCCGAAGACUUCUGUAAACACAAAGUUCUGCCUCAGCUGCUCACCGCCUUUGAGUUUGGCAAUGCUGGUGCUGUCGUUCUCACACCGCUGUUCAAGGUAGGGAAGUUCCUUUCAGCAGAAGAAUACCAACAAAAGAUCAUCCCAGUCAUCGUGAAGAUGUUUUCCUCCACAGACCGAGCCAUGAGGAUACGACUGCUGCAGCAGAUGGAGCAGUUCAUUCAGUAUCUGAACGAGGCAGCAGUCAACUCGCAGAUUUUUCCCCACGUUGUUCACGGCUUCACAGACACCAACCCCGCCAUCAGAGAACAGACUGUUAAGUCUAUGUUGCUACUGGCUCCCAAACUGAAUGAGACCAACCUGAACCAGGAGCUCAUGCGUCACUUUGCCCGGCUGCAGGCCAGAGAUGAACAAGGCCCAAUCCGGUGCAACACCACUGUCUGCCUGGGCAAGAUCGCCUCCUACCUCAACGCCGGGACUAGACAGCGUGUUCUGGUUUCUGCCUUCUCACGAGCAACUAAAGACCCGUUCCCAGCUUCACGCUCCGCUGGUGUGCUGGGCUUUGCCGCCACUCACAACUACUACAGUGUAACGGAGAUCGCUGCCCGCAUCCUCCCCACCCUCUGUGCCAUCACUGUGGACCCUGAUAAGAGCGUCAGGGACCAGGCAUUCAAAGCCAUCAAGAGUUUCCUUUCCAAGCUGGAGACCGUGUCAGAAGACCCCACCAAGCUGGCCGAUAUAGAGAAGGAUGUAUCGUCAUGUGCUCAAGCUGCAGGUGCCUCCUCUAGCUGGGCCGGCUGGGCCGUGACUGGCAUGUCUUCGCUAACGUCUAAGUUGAUCCGCAACGCUCCAGGGACAGAAGGGGGUGCAGCAGCUGAGGGCAGCGGGCCCGCCACCAGCCCUACUAGUGCCACAGACACAGCACCUGCACCUGGUUCUGAAGAUAACGCUCCGCAAGCCUCUCUGAGUCACCACGCUGCCUCCAGUAGUGCCAACCAAUCACAGACUCUUGAAGUAACGGACAAUGAUGAUGAGCCAAAAGGGGACCGCUGGGAUGACGAGGAGGACUGGGGAAGUUUGGAGGAGCCAGAGAAAGCUCAUGCAGAGCCCGAUGAUUGGAGCACUGACUGGUCAGGAAUGGCAUCAUCGAAAAAGAAGGCCAGUGACAGAGGAGUGGGCCGGUCGUCCUCCUCCGUGACAGUGAAAAAGCAGAGCUCUGACUGGAGCAGCUCAGGCUGGGACGCUGACGACAGCUGGUCUAACGAGAAGGAAGGCCAGGGUCAGAGCUCUGCGGGCGAGGAGGGCUGGGGCAAUGACUGGGGGGAGGAGGAGACGGACACAACCUUGGUCAACAAGACGCUCCCCCUGCCUGAUGGGGUGCGGUUAGCCAGCGAGUACAACUGGGACACCAGCAACACAUCGAAGGGAGCCAGUCAGAACGACCUGUUCGCCAGCGUGUCCCAAAGAAACACAGCCAGUACUGCUGCCACAAUGACCGGAGACAGCUGGGGUGCAGAGGCAACAGGAGACUGGGCAGCGGAGGAGAGCUGGGAGUCAGUGGAUGGAAGCCAGGGUCUCAGCAAGGCCGAGUUGUCCAAGAAGAAACGGGAAGAGAGGAGGAAAGAGCUGGAGGCAAAACGGGCGGAGCGCAAAGCUGCUAAAGGUCCUCUCAAACUGGGCGCACGCAAGCUGGACUGACGAGGGUGGAGAUUGAGAGGGAGGAACAUGGACCGCAGUCACUGAUCCCAGAGCAGUAGAUGGACGCUCAACAUUCCACAAGUAAAGGACCAGAAAGAAGUGUUAGAAGUGAAACUGUGAGAAGUUGCUUCUGCUGAGUAGAUGAUCAGCCUCUAAAGAACUGACAGAGGGGGGAAAAAGCAACAGUCCAGUUCUUUAUGAAUGCAGUGUUGUGGAUGGAAGAGCUAAAACAAUGGAAAACAAAAGCAGAGACAUAAGAGUGGAAAACAAAACCCAGAGAGACAUGAAGCAGCACAGAGCAGCAGCAGUUACAGAAGAAGUGAUUUAACAACAUGUCACUCUGGUUGUUGUUUUUUUCAUUACUCAUAAAGUUGCAGUUGUAAAGUAAAUGUAUAUAAAUGGUGCAUCUUGUCCUAAAAUGACAUGAAGAAAUAACACUUUUUAAAAAAACAGAUAAACAUAUAUAACAGAAUUUCAGAAUCAAACUUAUUAUUAUACUGAAAGUUUUUCAGUACACACACACACACACACACACACACACACACACACACACACACACACACAGUGGAUAUGAAUGUUUUAGUUCAGCUUUCACUUAAUUACAGAUUUAAGAUGUAAAAUCAGUCCAUGCAUGCACUUGUGUAUUUGUACGGCAUAACACGCUCCAUAGCACGAAAUUACAACUGCUGAGUUUACUUUGCACAUACCACACUGUAUUUUAUUGUACUGAACUGGCCUGACAGGUGAGUUUUUGGACUGGUUUCAGAUCUGUAAAUGAGAAACAUGCACUGCAGACACAUAACAGAGCAGCUGGGACAUGGACAUAACAUUGUUAAAUAGAAGCUGGACACCAGGUUUCAAGGGGAAAUCAAUUUGUGCAUUUACAUGCCGUUUUCUGUGUCCCAUGAGCUGUAGUGCUGGGGUGGAGGGUUUAUGAAAUCAGAGUUUUAUUUGGAAGGUCUUGUUAUAUAUUUAUACCUGUAUAAUCCUACAGAUCUCACCAAAACCCUUUGGAAUCAUUUGAGGAUAUUAAUAUUUAUCCUGCAGUUAUUUUAGUCAAUAUUGGGUGUGGUCUGGGUAAAGGAGACGUUUCUUUUACUCUUUUAUUUGUGCCUUUAUUUAAUUACAGAUCUGCUCCGUAGGAUCAUAAGAACCCCCCAAUUUCAGCAGAAAAUUUCAAAAGUGGACCUGAGAUGCCUCAAACCAGCAGAUUCUGUUUCCAUCAAACCUUUCAGUGUGACCCCAUAUCUCCUGUUGUAUAUGGUGUUGUUAGGUUGGGUGUUAUAAUACAAAAUGCUGUAUAGAUAAGCCAAGUGACGCAAUCAAUAGCCAUCACCAUUGGAGCUAAUGUCCUGGUAUGGGGUGGUCAGGACAGGUCAGGAACUAUGCUGCAUUAUUCUGAAGAAAGCUGGAGGGGAUGUUUUUCAGAGAAUCCAAAUCAUGUAGCAUGUGAGCUAUUGUAAAAUAAAACGUAUGUUUCUUCCUUA